Messenger RNA from Sceloporus undulatus (fence lizard), 3814 nucleotides. RefSeq names its product serine/arginine repetitive matrix protein 1-like. The record is from RefSeq and is a predicted model, not a curated record. Bases 187 to 2583 code for a protein of 798 amino acids. Lineage: Eukaryota; Metazoa; Chordata; Lepidosauria; Squamata; Phrynosomatidae. The transcript has 2 exons.
CCGCUCUUUCCCCAGUUCCUUUUUUCCGCCGCGCUAGCUGCUUCUAGGAACUUUCGCUUGCUUAUCGGAAUCACUCUCGUUUUUUGACCUUCAGACUGCUUUGACCAUUCUUGCUCUCCCGCCCCUGGUAACUCCUGAAUUUCGGACUGUCUGACUUCGCCUUUGGAUCUUGCCUCAUCUUUUAGGAUGUCUCCUCCGUUCAAGAAAUGCGACAUCUGUAGCGGAAAGGUUCCUGUUCAGGACCCCCAUUCCUCUUGUCUCUUCUGUUUGGGUAAGGAUCAUGACCCCAGGGUUUGCAGCCUCUGUAAGUCCAUGUCCUCCCAAGCCCGCAAGAAUCGGGAGUCGCGGCUGACGUCCGCCAUUGCCCAGGGCAAGAUUAGGGAAGGGGACCCUCGCCCGGCGUCAGCUCCUUCGGCCUCUGCUCCGGCUCUCCAGGCUCGUAGCGGCCCUUCCAGCGCCCCUCCUUCGACUUCCAUGGGUCAAGACGUGGGGAAGACCGACUCUUCUCGUCCACCGGCUCGUGGUGCCGCUUCGAAAGCCCCGAAACAUUCCCGCACAUCGGGAUCAAUCGGGCAGGACACGGCCACAGGCCGUAGAGAGGGAGCCCCUUCCGAGUCAUCGGGGACGUCCCGGGCGGCUCCAGACAAGAAGAGGUCCAAGUCCAAGUCUGGAUCGGACGCCGCUCCGAGGAGCACCGCCUCCGGGGAACCCUCGGCAUCGAGGGGUUCCACUGCCGCCACCGAAGAUCGGGCCGCCACCGAAGAUCGGGCUGGUCGGGCGGCUACCAUCUCGGAGUCCCCAAUCCAGUUCUUCCCGCCGGAUGCGCCUCCUCGUCAUAAGUCGGCCAAGAAGAGGCAGUCAUCGGCUCCAGAGGCGACUGCGUCCUCUUCGGCUAAGAAGCCCAAGCCGACUCCUGACAUUUCACCUUCGAAGAGGCGUGCGGACGACGCUUCCCGCUCCCGUAAACCACACCGGGAGUCCCGCCGUGACCGCUCGCGCUCCGGUUCCCCGGGACGGGUCGACCCUCUGGCUACCCCUCGGGUGGAGAAUCGGCCAUCUACCGUAGACCUUCACCAUUCCCCGGCUGAGGGCCGUGUUCGAGACACCGCUGCCCAGGCUGUGCCAACCCAAACUCAGUCGGCGACGACGCUUCCGUUCCUCCUGUCGGACGAUGAGGAGGUAGAGGAUCAGCCACCGAGGUCUCCUUCUCCGGUGUCCCUGGCUCCACGCUCUCCGACGCACCCGCAAUAUUACUACGACUCGGAGACGGACCAGUUUUUUCUCCCGGUGCCAAAGGAGGUGGUUCUCUCCAAACCUUCCCGAGGUCGGGACCGUCCUCGGGAUUUGGACCAGCCGCGGGCCCAGGGUUACCCUCAUCGCGAAUCCCUCGACCGACCAGGCCCAUCAUCAUCGGCUCCAUCUCGACGUGUGGACGGACCUGUUGAGCGCCCUAGACCGUAUGUUGCGGUGGACUUGCCAAUGUCUGAUUCCGAUCCCGAACCUGCGGAUUCGGAAUACUCCUCAGGGGAUGAUGAUCCAGCACAGAACUCUCCACAGCUUUUACACCAUCCGGAGGCGGCCUCUCCUACGGAUGACGUUAGGUCGUUUCUUGAGCAUGUCAUUAAGAUGUCCAGGGCUCUGGACAUCGACCUCCAGUAUCCCGAGGAGGAAGCUAGAGACCCCCUCGAACGCAGGGUCUGCAGCAGGGCUCAUUCAACGCCCCUGGUCCCCUUUAUGCCAUCCCUGGAAGCCUUGGUCAGACGCUCGUGGGACUGCCCUUCUUCCCUGGUAGGGCCACCUCGCAAGAUCGAGUCCUUAUACAAGGUUUCGGCCCCAACUGCUCCGUGGUUGACCUCCCACCCUCGGCAAAAUUCUGCUAUUGUCGAGGGUGCUCAGCAAACGUCAACCCAGCGACAAGCGGCUGUGCCAUUCGACAAGGAGGCCAAGAAAGUGGAUGCUUUGGCCAGGAAGGCAUACGCAGCUGCAGCCCUGGCGGUGAAGGCAACCAAUUAUACAGCCUGUAUGGGUGCCUAUAUUCAAACUCUUAUGGAAGGAAUCUCCCCCAUCGUGCCCGACAUCCCUGAUGAGGCCCAGCGGACCCUGACGGAGAUUAGAGAUGAAGCCCACUCCAUCGGCGCGUGGCUCAUCACCGCAUCCAGGAACGUGGUGGAGUGUUCAGGCAGGGCCAUGGCGGCUUCCAUCGCCCUAAGAAGGCACGCUUGGCUGCGGGGGUCGGACCUCAACUCCAACGUUCGGUCCACUAUAGAAGACAUGCCGAUUGAUGACUCGGGCCUCUUCCACGCCGAGACAGACGACAAGCUGAACCGAAAGUUCAGGUUGAAGGCGGCGGCGAGGAAACAUGGACCAGUGGUUCGCAACGGUCGACCUCAAGGACGCCCUACUUCCACAUCGGAAUUCGGGAAUCCCACCGGAGGUUCCUCGCCUUCGCCGUCGGCUCCGAUGCCUACCACUACAAUGUGCUUCCUUUCGGACUCGCUACAGCCCCACGGGUCUUCACGAAGUGCAUGGCUCCAGUGGUGGCUUACCUGCACGGGAGGGGCUACAGAGUCUUCCCUUACUUAGACGACUGGUUGUUCGUCGCAGACUCCCAGCACGAACUUCAGGAGGCAAUUGCAUUCGCCACCCGGCUGCUGAACUCUCUCGGAUUGGUGAUCAACAAGGAAAAGUCCCAUUUCACCCCGUCCAGACAGGUGAAAUUCAUCGGAGCCAUUCUCGACUCCAAAAGAUGCUCCGCCUUCCUUCCUGUAGACCGCUUCCAGUCCCUGGUGACAGCGCUGACACCUUGCAUCUCCCACAGAAGGGUGAGAGCCAGAGACGUCCAGGUCGCUCUGGGUCACAUGGCGUCAACGACCUUCGUGACACCGUGGUCGAGACUUCGCCUACGUCCACUCCAGGCUUGGUUCCUGUCGGCCUUCUCCCCGAUGGAGGAUUCUCCAUCCAAGUGGCUGACGGUACCGAGACCGGUGGCCGCCUCCCUCAACUGGUGGCUGGACGACCGAAAUGUGUGCGCUGGGAUGCCCUUUCACCAACCGCAAUCACAGGUGACGCUGACUACGGAUGCUUCUUUAGAAGGCUGGGGCGCCCAUCUCCUCGACCUGGUUGUCAAGGACAAGUGGUCGGACUCGGACAGCCUUCUCCACAUCAACGCCCUCGAGAUGCUUGCAGUCGAAAAGGCCCUGAGAGCGUUCGAAUCCGCUGUGACGGGCAAGGUGGUGCUCUUGAGGACGGACAACACCACCGUGAUGUAUUACAUCAACAAGCAGGGGGGCACCAAGUCAAGGACCCUCCUCGAGAUUACCCUGCGCAUCUGGGACUGGUGCAUACAGAGACAGAUCCUCCUUCAGGCGAUCCACUUGCCAGGGGAGGACAACGACUUGGCAGACCGUUUGAGCAGAUCACCUUCGGUAUGCCACGAGUGGAGGCUCCAUCCCGAGACAGUCAGCGACCUCUUCGAUCGAUGGGGAACCCCCCAGAUCGACCUUUUCGCGACCGGAUGGAACAGCCAUUGUCCCCAGUUCUGUUCCAGGAGGCCAAUGACACGAUCCCUAGGAGACGCAUUUGCCUUCCUGUGGUCGGGGGAGUUCCUUUAUGCCUUUCCCCCCUUCCCUCUCAUCGUCAGGGUUGUCUCCAAGAUGAUGCUGGACCACACGGACGCGAUCCUGAUCACGCCAUGGUGGCCGAGACAGCCCUGGUUUGCACCUCUUCUGCAUCUCUCCAGACGGCACUUCCUUCGUCUCGAGCCUCGCCCAGACCUGCUGUCGAUCCAGGACGGACGGAUUCUCCACCCCGACAU